CGCCCCGUCGUCUUUAUUUGACGACGUGGAGCUCUUAUGCAGGCCCCUCGGCCGCACCAUCGCCCCGUCGUCUUUAUUUGACGACGUGGAGCUCUUAUGCAAGCCCCUCGGCCGCACCAUCGCCUCGUCGUCUUUAUUUGACAACGUGGAGCUCUCGUACAGGCCUCUCGGCCCAUCGGCCUUACGUUCUGGUCAUCUUUAUUUGAUGAACCAGACAUCAUAUUGUGGACGGUCGCUCGACCCAUCCCAUAGUCAUCUUUAUUUGAUGACUAGGACUACUGAUCAUGAUGAGCUACCCACAUCUAGAGAUCGGCCUCGACCAUCCAGCAGACGGGCACCGCUGCAGCUCCAUCUCCAGGCCGAAGGGCUCGCACCUUUUGUUUCAUUUUGGGGGCAUCCGGUGUACUCUUUUUCCCUCAUUAGGAUUUUUUCCCACAGGGUUUUUCCUAAUGAGGUUUUUAACGAGGCAUCUCCCCAUCGUGGAUCAAAAGGUGUCAACCCUCGGCCCCCUGUUGAAGACAUCAUCCGACACGCAUUACUCUACUCCUCUUCACCUCAUUACACUCGCCUCAAGGAGUGGGGGACUGGAAGAGCGGGGGACUUAGCGUCUCCGUUAACCAAAGAAGCAGAAAUUCAAAUUUUUGUUCAUGAAGUUUACUCACCAGACGGUGACAGAUCAGCACACAGUUCUACUCUCUUUCGCCUCGAAUACUCUCGACUCAGAGAGUGGGGGACUCCUGAUAGAGUAUAUAGACUCGGACCCCCGGGUCUCAUGACUAUUGGGCCCGGACAGCGGCCCACACACAUCUUACGGAUAUCAUUUGUAUUAUUGUACUGCUUAUAUGUCAUUUGUAUGUAACUAUG
Messenger RNA from Cuscuta europaea, 864 nucleotides. NCBI's taxonomy places the organism in Eukaryota, Viridiplantae, Streptophyta, Magnoliopsida, Solanales, Convolvulaceae. The record is from the annotation of a GenBank genome assembly.